This is a messenger RNA of Parnassius apollo (apollo), 1530 nucleotides long. The record is from the annotation of a GenBank genome assembly. Lineage: Eukaryota; Metazoa; Arthropoda; Insecta; Lepidoptera; Papilionidae.
AUGUCAAGUCAUAUAAGAAAAUCAGAUAGAAAAUUGGUAUUUACUGAAGAAAUUUUAAAAGAUGCAAAGGAAAGAAUACGCCUGCUCUGCCCAGUUACUGUCUACAGUAACUUGGCAGAGCACUGCCGGCGCUUGGAUUCAUGUUUUUAUGGUCUGUCGAAGAAGGAGCUAGGAAGAGUCGCUUAUGAUUUAGCAAAUAAAAACGGUCUUAAUCAUAGAUUUAAUAAUGAUAAAAAGGAAGCUAGCAAGAAAUGGGUCGAAAACUUUGCCGAGCGGCAUAACUUCAGUCUCCGUCAACCUGAAAAAACAAGUUUGGCACGUGCUGCAGGAUUCAAUCGUGUACAAGUGCAACGAUUUUAUGAUAAUUUAAAACAAGUACUUACAACCUUCAAAUUUGUUAGCAGACAAAUUUUCAACAUUGAUGAAACUGGCCUGCAGACAGAGCCAAACAAGUUACCUAAAGUUUAUGCUAAAAAAGGCAAGAAAAUUGUAGGAAAAGUUGUGUCCGCAGAACGUGGACAAACAGUAACGGCUGUUUGCUGCAUAGGUGCUACUGGAAUAUUCGUACCACCUGCAUUCAUUUUUCCUAGAAAGCGGCAAAAACCCGAAUUGAUGGAUGGAGCUCCAGAGGACUCCCUGCAGCUUGUAUCCGAUUCUGGUUAUAUGAACUCAGAUCUAUUUAUAAUCUGGCUUAAUCAUUUCAUUAAGAUGGUCAAGCCAUCUAAAGAUGAACCUGAUCUUUUGAUUUUAGAUAAUCAUUCAUCUCAUUUAAGUUUACAGGCUAUUGAAUUAGCUAGGGAUCAUGGAGUUGUUCUUUUGAGCUUAGCACCACACACAAGCCAUCGCAUGCAGAGUCGUGCUAUAACUCAAUAUCAAGUUGCUAGACUAUUUGGCACUGCAUACCUUAAGGUUGGUUCAAUUGAUAGAGCUAAGAAAUCAUUCGAAUCUUGUGGCAUCUGGCCUUUUAACGAUCAGAUUUUUUCCGAUGAAAAUUUUGCUCCUGCAUAUGUCACUGACCGUCCCAAUCCAAUUGCAGAAACUUCAAGUACAGGCGAAGCCCUUAAUAGUUCAAAUUUAGCUGUUGAAUUGCCACUUACAACUACAGAAACUGUUACUCGAGUUGUCUCGUCACCUAUACCCGUCAAUUUUAAUAUUUCAGCUCCAGAUAUAGCAUUGUCUCAACUCGGAGGAACCGAAACCCUUGAAUCAACUGAUAAUCACCAGGAAGUAAUAACAACAACAGAAAAUGACGAGCCAACACCAUCCAAAUCAUAUUUUCUUAGACCAGAAGACAUCUUACCAUUACCAAAGUCAAACAUUCAGAAAAAAAGAAACAUAAAACGUAAGAAAUCAGAAAUCCUUACCAGUUCUCCUUAUAAAAAUCAAAUAGAAGCAGAACAAAAAGGGCCAAGAAGACAAAGAAGACAUCAAAUAAAAAUAAAUCUACGACACCAAAUAGACCGACACUGCUGGAAACAAGUACGGGUACAGAAGUUGUUCGAUGCCCCCUUUGUGCCGAAGUCUACGUAG